AGCCUUCUGGCAGUCGAGAGAGUGGCCCCGGACAGGCUGGUGCAGCUGAGCGAGGAGCGCCUCCGUGACGGGACAGUCCCCAGGCCCGCCUCUCCACCUGGUGAUGGUCAUUGUUCCCCUGAACAGGGAUGGAGGAGAGAACAUCCCAAGAAGCAGCAGAGUCACCCAGGGGACAGUUCCAGUCUUUGGAGAGCCAGUCUGAAUGUCUUUCCCCAGAGCUUCGGUUUCUGCAGGACACGGAGAUGGAGCAGGGAUUCAGUGGGGGAUUUCCAAUUUCGAAGCCUGAUGGAAUCUCUCAGCGGGAGCAAGAUCUACAAGUCUUUGAUCUGGAAUCUAAGAAUAGAGAAGUCAUAAGAGAUGACUGUUCAGAUGGAGAGACCAGAGAAGAAAACAAGCUGUUGAUUCCUAAGCGGAAAAUUUCAGAAGAAGUACAUUCAUACAAAGUGAGAGUAGGAAAAUUCAAACAAGAUAUUGCUCAAGUUCCUGAAACCAGAGAGGUUUAUAAGUCUGAGGACAGAUUAGAAAGACUCCAGGAGAUUCUAAGAAAAUUUCUCUUUCUGGAGAGAGAGUUUAGACAAAUAACAAUCAGCAAGAAGACUUUCAGCAGUGAGAAGAACACUGAACCUGAGAAAAGCUUCAGUCUAGACUCCACACUUGAUACAGAUCAGAGAGUUCUUAGAAUACAGACCACUGAUGACAGUAAAUAUGACAUGAAUUUCAACCAGAACCCAGCUGUUGGUGAACAAGAACCAAUAAAUCUAACAGAGAAUUUUCAGAGUACUGACUAUAAGGAAAGCUUAAUGGAUCUGUCCCACCUUAAUAAGUGGGAGAGCAUGCCUACCACCGACAGAUCCUAUAAAUGUGAUACUUGUGGGAAAACCUUCCAUCAGGCCUCAGCUCUUACUAGACAUCAGAGAAUUCACACAAGAGAGAAACCCUACAAAUGUAAGGAAUGUGAGAAAUCUUUCAGUCAGAGCUCAAGUCUUAGUCGACACAAAAGAAUACACACCAGAGAGAAAUCCUACAAAUGUGAAGCAUCUGAUAAAUCCUGUGAUGCACCUGAUAAGUCUUGUAGCCAGAGCUCAGAUGUGCUUCAACAUAAGAAGGGUCAUGCCAAAGCCAAGUCUUACAAGUGUGGAACCUGUGAAAGAGUCUUCAGCCGAAGUGUGCAUCUUACUCAGCAUCAGAGAACACAUAAGGACAUGUCCUGUAAAUGUACCGUGUGUGGCAGUGACUUCUGCCACACCUCAUACUUAGUUGAACAUCAGAGACUACAUCAUCAAGAGAAGUCCUAUGAGUAUGAUGAAUGUGGGCUGGCCUAUGUUAAACAGCAAGGAAUUCGUUUCCGAGAAAAGCCCUACUCGUGUAAUGAAUGUGGGAAAGACUUUAGAUUGAAUUCCCAUCUUAUUCAGCAUCAAAGAAUUCACACAGGAGAGAAACUGCAUGAAUGUAAUGAGUGUGGGAAAUCUUUCAGCCAAACCUCAUGCCUUAUUCAGCAUCACAAAAUGCACAGGAAAGAGAAAUCUUAUGAAUACAACAAUUAUGAGGAAAGUUUCAGUCACAGUUCUGAUCUUACUCUGCAACAAGAAGUUCCCAUUAGAGAGAGAGUCUUUGAUUGUGAUGCAUGGGAAGAGAACUUCAGUCAGAGAGCACACCUCAUCCAACAUGAAAGGGUCCAUACCAAAGAGAAACCUUAUGAAUGCAGUGAACUUGGGGAGACAUUUAGUCAAGUUCAGGCCUCAUUCAAUAUGUGAGAACUGAGACCAGGGAAAGUCACAUAUGUACUGAAUGCUAUGAUGUCUUCAGUCAUAGCUUAUUCCUUGGUCAGCAUCAGAGAAUUGAUACCAGAGAGAAACCCACUGAAUGUGAUGAAUAUUGGGAAGGUUUUUUAUUUUUUCUUAUUUUUGGUGUUAAAUUCUUCAUUGGUUCCUGUAAAUCAGUGCUAGAAUAUAUAGAAUAUGGUACAUUCUUCAGAUUAUUUUCAUACCUUAGUCACAGUUGGGGAAUUUGUACUGGAGUAA
Molecule: messenger RNA, 2021 nt
Organism: Mus caroli (Ryukyu mouse)
Lineage: Eukaryota; Metazoa; Chordata; Mammalia; Rodentia; Muridae
Gene: Znf655
Product: zinc finger protein 655
Biological process (GO): regulation of transcription by RNA polymerase II
Cellular component (GO): nucleus
Molecular function (GO): RNA polymerase II cis-regulatory region sequence-specific DNA binding; DNA-binding transcription activator activity, RNA polymerase II-specific
Source: RefSeq, a predicted model, not a curated record